Molecule: messenger RNA, 3442 nt
Organism: Eleginops maclovinus (Patagonian blennie)
Lineage: Eukaryota; Metazoa; Chordata; Actinopteri; Perciformes; Eleginopidae
Gene: arhgap22b
Product: rho GTPase-activating protein 22
Exons: 10
Coding region: 78-2300 (740 amino acids)
Biological process (GO): activation of GTPase activity; signal transduction
Cellular component (GO): focal adhesion
Molecular function (GO): GTPase activator activity
Source: RefSeq, a predicted model, not a curated record
GAGAGGCAGAGGGAGAGACACGGGUGAGGUGCUUGGAUGUACACGAACAUGCCGAGAGGAAAACGCGUGGACCAGCGAUGACAGCCAUGCUGAGCCCAAAGAUCAGACAGACCCGAAGAGCCAGGUCCAAGAGCAUGGUGAUGGGCGAGGUGUCCCGGGGCCCGUGCCGGCCGGCCUCCCCCGGCCUGCAGGAGGGGGCCCUGAAGGCGGGCUGGCUGAAGAAGCAGCGCAGCAUCAUGAAGAACUGGCAGCUGCGCUGGUUCGUGCUGCGCUCAGAUCAGCUGUUCUUCUACAAGGAUGAGGAGGAAACCAAGCCACAGGGCUGUAUUCCUCUGCAGGGAUGUCAGGUGAACGAGCUCACAGCCAAUCCGGACGAACCAGGAAGACACCUGUUUGAGAUCCUACCAGGAGGAACAGGUGAGAAGGACCGGGCCCCCAUCAGCCAUGAGUCCUUCCUGCUCAUGGCCAACUCUCAGACAGACAUGGACGACUGGGUGAAAGCCAUCCGACGGGUCAUCUGGGCGCCGUUUGGAGGAGGGAUAUUUGGCCAGCGGCUGGAGGACACAGUGCAGUAUGAGAAGAAGUUUGGACCCCGGCUGGCCCCCUUGCUGGUGGAGCAGUGUGUGGACUUCAUCAGGGAGAGGGGUCUGGAUGAGGAGGGUCUGUUCAGGAUGCCGGGACAGGCCAACCUGGUGAAGGAGCUGCAGGAGGCCUUCGACUGCGGGGACAAGCCCCUUUUUGACAGUAACACAGACAUCCACACGGUGGCGUCCUUGCUGAAGUUGUACCUGCGAGAGCUGCCUGAACCCGUCAUUCCCUUCUCCAAAUAUGAAGAUUUUCUCACCUGUGCACAGCUUUUGGCCAAAGAUGAGGAGGAGGGGGUCCAGGAGCUGGGAAGGCAGGUUAACACUCUACCUCUACCCAACUACAAUCUCCUCACGUACAUAUGCAAAUUCCUUGAUGAGGUCCAGUCUCACUGCGGUGAGAACAAGAUGGGGGUCCAGAACCUGGCCACAGUAUUUGCACCAAAUAUCCUUCGACCCAAGAUGGAAGAUCCCGUCACUAUCAUGGAAGGCACCUCUCUGGUCCAGCACCUGAUGACAAUCCUCAUCAGAGAACACAACCGCUUUUACUCAGGGAGGGACCCGGAGGUGCUCACCGUCCCCCAAACAGAGCUCCCUGUCUCGGGGCACCAGCUCCAGCACCGCAGCCUGGGAGCCUGGAUCUCAGAGGAGGACCUACAGAGCUGCCCGUUGUCCAACCCCGACCAAGAGCUGCACAGCAGCGCCUCGUCGCUGGAUGCCAAGCUGUGUGCAGCCGUCACCCCCACACAGACCCCCAACCUGAACCCUGGACCAAAGCUGGGGUCUCCGUCAGGGAAAGGAGAGCUGGUGGUCAGCCCGAGCAAACAAGGGAAGAACAUACCUUCCUGGAAGUACUCUUUUAAAAGCUCCUCGGGACCUCGGGCCCAGCCGCAAGGCAAGCUACCUAUCCCCUCUGUGGCUGAUCCAAGUGUAACUUCCUCUGGAGGUGGAGGUAACUGGCUCAUGAAUGGUUUAUCCUCCUUAAGGGGACACAGGCGCACUUCCUCAGGUGAAAGGUCCGCCAGAGAUCGUGACUCCACGGGCUCCUCUCAAAGACUCUCCACCUACGACAACGUCACCUCCUCCUCCAGCAUGGGGAGCGUUCCCAGCGUCGCCAGCACACCCUGGUCCGACUCCUCCUGCGAGAUCUCAGUCCCUGACUCGGGGAGCGAGCCCUCGCCCAACCAGAACAACUGCGGAGUAGCGGGAGAAGGUGGGGACAAAGGGGAGUGGUCGGAGAGCCAGAGGGAGAUGGACGGCGGAGGGAUGACGACGGACCCGAGCUCCGAGCAGGACAGCUGUGAGGCCAUGGAGCUGUGCAGCAGCAGCGGAGCCUGCAGCGAGAACGGGAACACCGCCAUGGCCAGCGGGGUGCCGUCCAUCAUCAUGUCCGAGGACGGAGACGGGACGAACCUGACUCUGAGCAGCCUCAUGGAGGGGCUGAAGGACGAGCUGACGAAACAGAAGACAGCAUACGAGGGCAGGAUACAAAAAUUGGAGGAGUCCAGCGUUGCUCUCUGUGCACAGAUGGAGCGUUUGGAACAAGAGAUGGAGCAGGAAAAGAAGAAGCAACGCAUGCUGGAGAUCAAACUACGAAACUCAGAGCGAGCGCGGGAGGACGCGGAGAACCGCAACCGGCUUUUGGAGAAGGAGAUGGAGGAUUUCUUUUCCACGCUGGGAGAUCUGGCUCUAGGUGCGAGGACUAGUGACAUUUGAUACGGCAUCUCACUGUGGCCAAAACUGUCAGGGUUUGUCUUUCUGGGACAAUGGGUGUCUUUGAACACAUCCUCCGUGGUGUAUCAGGGCCUUCCUUUAAGAGAAGAAACAAAACAAAACAAGGAGAUGAAGGAACCGGCCAUAUUUGUGUACAUUCAGGACAAACGGAAAUAUGGAGAUCAUAGAGGAAGCUCUGAAGCAUGCUUGAAGUGGAACGUUGAAUUAAGAUGUGAAUACACUCCUUGAUGAGUCCAGGGUUUGUCUGAUGAAGGCAGUAUGUAACAGUUCAGGUGCCUGGAGUAUGCGGCUGGUGGAAGUCAUUUUUCUGACAUUCUCUAUACUGGGGAGCACUGACAUUAACCACUACUUAUAGGGACAUUACAUGAAUGCUUUUCGUGCUGAAAGACUCCUUAGAAAUGUUGAUGUUAGCAGACAGCUGACUGAUAUUUAUCUGUAAGGAAUAGGGCUACAUUUUGGGAUAUACACUAACAAUAUUGGCCUUUUGCUGAGUGAGACAAGAGAAUAUGACUCUGAAUAUUAGCCUACUAAAGUCUGUAGGAUUAAUAUGAAGCUACAGCCAUUCAGCCUAGCUUCAACUAUAGAAAACUGGGAAUAGAGCUAUUAUAACGUGGAAAUCUGCCAACCAACACUUCUAAAUCAAACAUAUUAACAUGUUAGAUUGUGUUCAUCUAUUUCUUACAGAAAACACAUUAAUUAUAACUUGGCAAAUCUAUCUUUAGGUAAAGCUAUGCUAACUCUUUCCACUGCUUUCUAUCUUUAUGAUAAGCUAUGCUAACUCUUUCCACUGCUUUCUAUCUUUAGGUAAAGCUAUGCUAACUCUUUCCACUGCUUUCUAUCUUUAGGUAAAGCUAUGCUAACUCUUUCCACUGCUUUCUAUAUUUAGGUAAAGCUAUGCUAACUCCUUCCACUGCUUUCUAUCUUUAGGUAAAGCUAUGCUAACUCUUUCCACUGCUUUCUAUCUUUAGGUAAAGCUAUGCUAACUCUUCCACUGCUUUCUAUCUUUAGGUAAAGCUAUGCUAACUCUUUCCACUGCUUUCUAUCUUUAGGUAAAGCUAUGCUAACUCUUUCCAGUGCUUUCUAUCUUUAGGAUAAGCUAUGCUAACUCCUACCACUGCUUUCUA